Thyridium curvatum is the source of this 1923-nucleotide messenger RNA. RefSeq lists its product as uncharacterized. Lineage: Eukaryota; Fungi; Ascomycota; Sordariomycetes; Thyridiales; Thyridiaceae. The transcript is spliced from 2 exons. The record is from RefSeq and is a predicted model, not a curated record. Bases 1 to 1923 code for a protein of 640 amino acids.
AUGCGCUACUCAGCCGUCCUCGCGGCUCUCGUUGCUGCCGCUGCAGCCAAGGAUGGCCGCACCUUUGCCGUGCUCCGCUUCCAAGGCGACGGGCCCUUGACUGAGGGUCGUUCUGACCCCAUCGUCUCGCCGGGUCAGGUCUCGGGCCACGUUCACACCGUCCAGGGAGGCGGUAACUUUGGCAACUCGGCCACCGGCGCGACCAUGAUGAAGUCCGAGUGCAGCACGGCCAUGAUUGCCGGAGACAACAGCGCCUACUGGAUGCCCAAGCUGUACUUCCACGACGUGAAGAACAACUCUUUCGAGCCUGUCCCCCUGUUCUACAUGAACGUCUACUACUUUUUUGAGGGCACCAAUGACAAGAUCGAGGCUUUCCCGCCAGGGCUCCAGAUGGUCAGUGGCGACGCCAUGAAGAGGACACCUCCGGCCUCAGGAGACCUGAACCUCGACCCAUCCAAGGGAACCAUCCAGCCCGCCCAGCUUGUCUGCCCCCACAAGGACAAGAACCAGCGCGCCUGGCCAGAAGGAUCCGACGGCACCAAGGCCGGCAUCCAGGACUCGAACAACGCCGGCGCCGGAGUCGGCUUCCCCUUCAUCGAGUGUGACGGCUAUGCCUCGCCCCUCCGAGCCGACCUCCACUUCCCUUCCUGCUACGACCCGUCCAAGGCUCUUGACGACUUCAAGAACAACAUGGUCUUCCCGACCCACAAAGGUGGCAAGGAGGACUGCCCUCCUGGCUUCAAGCACGUCCCGCACUUGUUCUACGAGAUGUACUGGAACACCCCUCUCUUCAAGGACCGCUGGGCCCACGACGGCACCUCGCAGCCCUUCAUCUGGGCCAACGGGGACGUUUCUGGCUACUCUCUCCACGGUGACUUCCUUGCCGCCUGGGACACUGAUGUCCUCCAGACCAUCAUUGACACCUGCGAUGCCGGCGACCAGGGUAUGGACAAGUGCCCCAAGCUCCUCAAGGGUCUGAACGACAAGGAGAAGAGCAAGAACUGCAAGCUGGCCAACCCUAGCCCCGAGCAGAUCGACGGUGUCCUGGCCAAGCUGCCCGGUAACAACCCUCUCGGCGGCCUGCAGUAUGGUGGCACUGUCGGCACCAUGCCUCCUGCUCCUGGUGGUUCGUCUGGCGGCUCUUCCGGUGGCUCAUCCGGCAGCAGCUCUGCCGCUCAGUCAGCCGCCCCAUCCAAGGCUGCCCCUCCUGCCUCUUCCAAGGCCUCUUCCCCCUCGGCUCAGCCCGCUUCGCCUGACAGCAAGCCGAGCUCUUCCAAGUCUCCUGCCGUUGCUGUCUCCGACACUCCCAACAACGAAGUCAGUGCCACUGUCUCCAAGGCCCCGGCCCCAGUCAUCACUACUGCCAAGGUCGUGACCACGACCGAUGCCGCCGGCCAGCGCAAGGUGACCACCGUCUGGGAGACCGAGACUGUGUGGGUGACGGCCACGGUUUACGAUGACGGCACCCCCGUCCCUACCUCGUCCGCAAGCUCCGCCGCCGCCGCCGUCGCAGACGUCGCCGGCUGGAAGCACGUCGGCUGCUACAAGGACACGCGCGACCGCGUCCUCCGCGGCGCGCGCCUGCCCAACCUCGGGCCCAUGACCAACGACAAGUGCGUCAAGUACUGCCAGUCGCGGAGCUUUGCCGUCGCGGGCACCGAGUACGGCGGGCAGUGCUUCUGCGGCGACCGGCUCGAGGGCUCGCAGGCGAUCGACGCCGGCGCGUGCAACAUGGCGUGCGCGGGCGACGCCCAGGACACGUGCGGCGGCAGCCUCUCGCUCACCGUCUUCUCCAAGGACGGCACGGUGAGCGAGGCGGCGGCGGCGGAGGCGGCGCAGCAGCAGCAGAAGCGGGCGCGCCACCUGCAUGAUCAUGUCCUGCACCACCGCAAGCAGCCCUUCUCGAUGCGCCUGCGGAAGUAG